Aspergillus fijiensis CBS 313.89 is the source of this 1708-nucleotide messenger RNA. RefSeq names its product proline-specific permease. Lineage: Eukaryota; Fungi; Ascomycota; Eurotiomycetes; Eurotiales; Aspergillaceae. Gene Ontology annotation, biological process: amino acid transmembrane transport. Gene Ontology annotation, molecular function: amino acid transmembrane transporter activity. The coding region runs from base 47 to 1708 and encodes 553 amino acids. The transcript has 7 exons. Gene Ontology annotation, cellular component: membrane. The record is from RefSeq and is a predicted model, not a curated record.
CGGCCUCGGAUGGCUGUCGGCCACACAAAGAACAAGAUAGGAGAAUAUGGAGCACGAAGAAAACCAUCUUGGGGGUGACAAUGUUGCUUCCUGCAAACUGGAGGAAAAACGAUUCGACCUGGAACCUACUCUCUCUGUCGCCGAGGGCCAGGUCGAUGCCGAUGAGACCACUCAUGGCGAUUUACAUCGCACGUUGAGUCCGCGGAUGAUCCAUGUGAUCUCCCUCGGGUCCAGCAUCGGAAGCGGGCUCUUCAUCGCGACGGGCAAAGCCCUAGCGGAGGGCGGCCCCGGCAACAUGUUCCUAGGCUACCUCGUGGUCUGUCUCGGGGUCUGGGCGAACCUUCAGACCUUGACGGAGAUGACGAUCGCGUUUCCGACUUCGGGGAAUUACAUCGACUAUGCGGAUCGGUGGGUGGAUCCAGCGUUGGCGUUCGGGGCUGGGUUCGCCGAGUGGCUUGGGUGGACCUCGGUGUUUGCGUCCGAGGGGACGUUUCUGGUUAUCCUGGUGAACUUCUGGGCUGAGGGCGUGGUGCCGGAGGCUGCUUUGCUCACCAUCUUCUUGGUAGUCUGUUUUGUGGUGUUCCUCAUGCCAAACAGCUUCUUCGGAUGGCUCGAAUACAUUGGGUCACUGGUCAAGGCUUUCUUGUUCGUCUUCAUCACGAUCAUCUCACUGGCCAUUAUCGGCGGCGCGGGUCCGACAGGAUACGUACGAGACGGCAGCACCUGGACCGAUCUGCCCGCCUUCAAGAACAGCUUCGGAGGCUUCUCCAACGCCGCAUUGCUCGCCAUCUGGGCCGUCGGCGACCAGGUCUUCAUCGGGGUCAUGGCCGGCGAGGCCGAAUCCCCGCGGUACUCCAUGGCGCACGCAUCCAACCUCAUCCCCUGGCGCGUCGCCGUGUUCUAUCUGGUGUCCGUCGUACUGGUCUCCCUGAUCGUGCCGUCCACCGACUCCCGCCUGCUGGGUGGCUCGAGCGUGGCCUCGUCGCCGUUCGUCAUCGCCGUUCAGGACGCCGGCAUCCCCGGUGUCCCAGAUCUAAUCAACGCGUGCAUGAUCAUCGGCAUUCUGGCGAUUGCGCUGGAGUGUAUCUUCCUGCCGUCGCGGAUCCUCCGCACCAUGUCUCUCCAGGGACUGUUGCCCGCGUUCGUGGCACAGGUGGAUAAGAAGGGUCGGCCGAGGUGGGCGCUGGCCAUCACCGCGGUCGCGGGCGUGGCUCUGACGUAUAUGAGUUUGAGCGCCGGCGGCACGGAGGUUCUUAACUGGCUGAUCGCCAUCACCAGCGCCUCCUUCUUCUCCAACUGGGCAAUCAUCGCGGUCACCUCGUUUCGUUUCCGGGCUGCGAUGCGAGCGCAGCAGAGUCCAUUGUUCGAGACUCCAUAUGCGUGGCAGUCGCUAUUGUGGCCUCUCGCCCCCGUGACCAGUCUUGCGGUCUCGAGCGUGUUGCUGGUCUGUCUUCUUUACACGAGCAUCAAGCCGGUGGUGAGCGGCUUUACAGCGUACAGUUUCUUCUCGGCUACGAUCGGAUUGAUCCUCAUCGUGGUAUUUACCAUCGCCUACAAGAUCCUUCGACGCACACCCUGGAGGGACCCCGCGACGGCGGAUCUGGUCACCGGUCUUCGGGAACUGAGUGCAGAGGAGUUGGAGAUGUUGGAUACUUACUAUGGACGACCGCUGUGGCGGAGGUUGGGGACUUAUCUGCGAGUCUGGUGA